UUAAUACCAUGUUUCUGUGUUAUUCUUCCUAUCUACUUUUCUCUAUUUUCUAUUUUGAGACUUUCUGAAGUCUUCCAAGAAGGGCUACAGUACCUAUUGUCUACAUUUGGGAUCUCAGUUGUUUGGUGAGUGUGCUUUUUGUGAUGAGAUGGCCAAGUGUGAUUCCUGCCACAUCUGGUAUCACCGCCACUGCAUGGACAUUCCCAGUGAGGUGUUUGGAGAAUCCGAGGUCCACUAGGAGUGCAAGAGGUGUAUGUGAAGACACUCACCUAGCUUGUACC
Molecule: messenger RNA, 281 nt
Organism: Geodia barretti
Lineage: Eukaryota; Metazoa; Porifera; Demospongiae; Tetractinellida; Geodiidae
Source: the annotation of a GenBank genome assembly